Molecule: messenger RNA, 3698 nt
Organism: Phytophthora sojae
Lineage: Eukaryota; Oomycota; Peronosporomycetes; Peronosporales; Peronosporaceae
Exons: 1
Coding region: 1-3438 (1145 amino acids)
Cellular component (GO): endoplasmic reticulum membrane
Molecular function (GO): zinc ion binding
Source: RefSeq, a predicted model, not a curated record
AUGGUGGACCUGCGGCCUGUCGCGGACGCUGCGCCGCCCUCGCCGCCGCUGACGCCGCCCUCCAGCGCGUUCGCAGGCGACGAAGACGAGGACGAGGCCGAGUGCCGCGUGUGCCGCGGCGAGGCCGAGCCGGGCCGCCGCCUGUUCGCGCCCUGCAAGUGCAGCGGCAGCAUCCGCUUCACGCACUCGGACUGCCUGGAGCAGUGGCUGGAGCACUCGGGCAAGAGCUUCUGCGAGCUGUGCGGCCACGAGUUCACGUUCACGCCGCUGUACGACGCCAACGCGCCCGACGUGCUGCCCUGGACGGAGCUGCUGACCACGGGGCUGCGCGUGGUGCUGCUCAAGUGGCUGCCCUUCGCACUGCGCGCCGCGCUCGUGCUCGUGCUGUGGCUGGCCGUCGCUCCGUGGUGCACGAGCUGGCUCUACCGCAUGUGGCUGCUGCGCGCGUCCGCCAUGGUGAACGUCAACUUCUCGGAGCGCUUCGACGCGCCGCGCAUUGUGGCCGACAUCUUCUCGGGCGUGAUCUUGAUCGUGUGCAUCGUCUUCUCCUUCCUGGCGCUCAUGUCCUUCGCGGACUUCCUGCGCUUUCACCUGGACCACAUCGAGGAGGAGAUGGCGGCGGAAGAGGUGCCUCACCACCACCACCACCACCACCACCACCACCACAAUCACAACCACCACCGUCAUGACGCGGCGCACCAGCCCAUGCGCCGCGCGCAGUUCGGAGAGGGGAACCACGCGGACGACGCGGCGAAUCUGGACGACCACGACGCGGAGCCGAGACUGCGCCCAAUGUUCGACGGCCCCAGGAGACUGGGCAACUUGGACGAGAACGCGGACUCGGACGACGACUCGUCGGACGAGGAGUGGGUCGACCAGCCGAACCAUGACGAGCCUUUCGCGGACGCCUUCAUCCAGCACCAAGAGUUCGGAGUUCCACUUGUUGAAGAUGCGGAUCCUGUUCCAGAGCCGCAACACGAGCUUCGUCAGCGACGCCCACUGCGAGACGCACCGGAAGUGGGAGAGGGGCGUGGUCGGAAUGCUGCUGGAGCUGCACCGAGGGCUGCGCGGAAUCCGCCGCCGAAUAUGAACCAGCGCGAGUGGGAAGAUGAUUUCGAGCACAUGGAGAUUAAUAUCGCGAUGGAUGAGCUGCUGGGACUGCGUGGAGACUUUAUGGUGCUGUUCCGCAACGUGUCGUGGCUGCUGGCGUUCAACGGGGCCUACCUUGGCUUGUUCGCGUUCAUCCCGUACACACUCGGCAGCACGUUGCUGUCCGCAGGAGCCAGAAUUGUUGCAUCCCUGCCGGUUGCCUCUUCGGCGUUCGCUUCGUUGGGUGCAGUCGAGUUCUCAGCGGACCAAGAACUCUCACUCGGGGCCUUUUUCGUGAAGACGUUGUUGCAGUCAGUCGAAACGGCAAAGCAAAAUGGCGACUGCUUGCAGCUUGUCGAUCUUUGCACGUGCACAAUGGGCUACUUGUCGAUCUGUUUGACGAUCGUGCUCUGGAGGUUUAUGGUGAGGACUGCGUCUUCGUAUAUCCACCGACCUCUAAUGGACGGUCUGCUCUGGGCCUUGCGCUGCCUGACGGCGAUUGUGAAGGUGUCGACGCUGCUGUUGCUGAAGAUGGUGAUCUUACCCAUUAUUUUGGGACUAUGCAUCGACUUCGCCUCGCUCCACUUGUUCAUGGUGACCGCGCAGGACCGCAUCGCGUUCUGCAUGGGAAACAUGAUCUGUGCUCUGAUGGUGCACUGGGUUCUGGGCAUCACGUUCAUGCUUUUCGUGACAGUUUCUGUCCUGCAAAUGCGAGAAGUUGCCCACCCGGAUAUCCUAGCCAAGGUGAUUCGCCCGCAAGAAGACCACCCGGACCUACUGCGCACGCUGCUGAGUGAGAGGUGCCUGAAGCACGCUCGUCGUAUGAUUCUGUCACUUGCGAUUUAUGCGGGGCUGCUGCUGGUGCUGGUCCACGCGCCUGUGCGCAUAGCAACCGCGGUAGCUCCGUCGUUUUUCCCGCUCAGUCUGCGCUUCCAGCACUUCAGCCCGGAAAUCCAAGUACCGUUGGAGCUACUCGUGGUCCACCUCGUGGUGCUUAGCGUCUUGGAGCACGCGAAGAACGAUAUUGGGAAGUUUCAACACCUCGCCAUUGUGUUUGCGAGUGAGCGAUUGGGUUUGACGGAGUUCCUUCUACCUCAAACUGAGCUUGAGGUCGUUGUGAACGGCCAGCGGAAGUCCAAUGUCGUGGUGCUGCCGCCGCCACCUCUUCACUUCCACCCUCGUGCCCAACUUCCGCCCGAGGAGCUACGUGUGGAUGGCCAUCGUUAUUUGCCGUGGCCUGAGGAGGGAUUGGACGAUCCCAUGCCUGUUGAGUACCCGUUACUCCCCAGGGAGAGACCGUCUCAUCUUCCGGUACGACUCACUGGACUAGCGGUGUUUACCUGGGCAGUCUGCAUUGUGGUGAUCGGGACGUUCUUGUUCGGGUCGCUGUUCAUCGGUCGUAUUUGCAUGGCUCCGCUUGAGCGUGUGUCGGGUAUCAGCCACGACCCGCUCGUGAUGGCCGCCGGCGUUCAAAUCGUUUGGUACUUUGUGAACGGUGUUCACGCUCUGAACAUUCUGAUGCUUCCGGAAGACCGAGUGGACCCGACCCUGGUGCAGCGUGGAUACUCGGUCCGUAACAUGACGCCAGCGAACGCGGUGACCUGCGCCGUGGGGUGGGCAUUCGUGUGCCCGUUCCUGCUGGGGCAGGUGAUGUCAUCCUGCGUCGCGAGCGCGAAUGCCUCUUCGUUGGAAAGCUUCCUGAUGGGCUACUUGAUGUUCAAUCUGUUUGCGUGGCUGGUGUGCUGCUUCCGAGCGAAGCGCAACAACAGACGCCGCAAUCAGCGACAAGCAGCUCUCGAAGAGCUGGAAGCUGAUGAGGAUGGAUUCCUGGAUGUGGAGGACGACGACGAACUUUUCGAGGAUGACCUGAAUGAUGACGAGCUGGAGGAGGAGGAAGAGGAGCGACUGCUGCAGGAGGGAGUUGCUGCUGCCGCUGCCGGCGCGGAGCCGGUUGGCUUCAUUGCAUGUUUCCGCAAGGCGUAUCGCCAACUCCAAUUCAACGUGACUGUACACGAGAACGAGGCUAUUCGGCUGCGUCGGGACAAUAUUCGCGAGAAGUGUUUCGACGUGGAUUUCUUCCAGGAGAACGUGCUGCACCCCAUCGUGGCGUUCCUGCUGGGAAUGCUGGUGGUGCCGUGGCUGUUAUCCUCGGUGGUCUUGGUGGUCUUUUCGUCAGAGAAGGCCAACUUUGAGAAGACUGCGUUCGCGAUGUGCGCGUUCUGGGUCGGCACGGUCUUCGUGCUGGUGCGCUCGCACUCGCACGUGAGUCGGUGGCUCUCGAAUCUCAGCGAGUCGAUCCGCAACGAGCGCUAUUUGAUCGGCCGGCAGCUGCAAGACAUGGCGCGGUAAGGAAGAAGACCAAGUCGACUUCAAGCAUCAAGAGAUGAUAUCAAGCAGAAGCGCGGUGAUUCAUGUGCUGGCCCCGCUCCAGCCAUAAUUGCGUCCGCUCCGUGCGAGCCCAAGUGAUGCCUGGCGAGGGAGUGUGUCAGUCAAGCCGAGAUGCCAAGUCGGCCGACGCCUUCUGCAGAUUCUCGUUGCGUGUAUUGACAUUAGAUUAGGAUGAGGCGACCCUCGUGUGGAUAAUAACAACGCUCUUGUUUUCAAACAGC